Messenger RNA from Magnusiomyces paraingens, 3870 nucleotides. RefSeq lists its product as uncharacterized. The transcript is spliced from 2 exons. Bases 1 to 3870 code for a protein of 1289 amino acids. NCBI's taxonomy places the organism in Eukaryota, Fungi, Ascomycota, Dipodascomycetes, Dipodascales, Dipodascaceae. The record is from RefSeq and is a predicted model, not a curated record.
AUGACCUUAGAUGAUGAUUCCACAAACUCUGAGGUGAAUGAUUUCCUCCUGCGUAUAAAGCAGCUCGGUGAAAAAACAGACCGUGAAGAUGAGCUUAGACAACGUAGACUUGAGCAAGAUAUCCUUGAAGGAAGAAAGCGACGACAGGCUCUUCGAGCUGAACGCACGAGAUCUCUUUCCCCAGAAAAAAUUGCGUCUUCUUCUUCAACUAAACUAAGCACUGUGCCAGUGCUGAACGAACUUGAUGAUGUUUCUCUUCCACCAGCUUCUGAAAAGCUUUCAAAAGCUGAUGAAAUAAAAAAGGCUAUUGCUUCCAUUGCUGGACCCACUGGUACUCUUCCGUUAUUCCCAUCAGAAAAGAAAUGUGUAUCAGAGCCUUUACCUGUAAAAGAUGUCCAACCUCUUUCACGUUCAUAUUUAGACAAGAGGCCUGUUGCUUUAGCACCCAAGUCUUCACAAUCUUUUCAAAAACAAUCUGAUUCUAUCUCUCAUACCUCGGAUAUAUUUCCGCAUUUAAAGUCAAUCUCAUCCUCUUCUUUGGCUGAAAAACCUGGCAACAAUGACAAGGCAGAGUUUUCAUCUGUACGACUUAAAAAAAUUGACCCCUUGUUGAAACAGGGAUCUCAUGGAUCUGUGGAAUCUAAUGAGGAGCCUGUAUUUUCUUCAAAGUCUCUUAAAAAAGUCAAUUUAAAAAACCCAGUCGAAAAUGAGAAUGAUAAUGAGCCACCACUAAACCUUCCAAAACAACGAAACCCUUCGUCUUCUAAGAAAGUUCCACCUACUGCUCCAGUUAAGCCAAGAUCUCUUUCAUCUCAAAAGAAAAGUAUCACUUCAAAUGAUUCAACAGAAGAAAAUCCUAAGAAUGGAUUUUUUGAAGCCACAGAAGAAGAUGUUGAUAAAGAAGAAGAAAAAGCAGAAGAAAAACCGGAAAAGGAAACUUCUACUCGAUCGUUAGAAAAUGAAGAAAAAGAACCUGAAAUUAUUUCUCCACUACCCACAAGUUUGUCAUCAGGCUUGAGAAAAGCACAAACUACAUCUUCUCAUAAUAUUCAUGACAAAGUUUCUGGUACUGUUCAUGGUCGAGUUCCAUUACCUGGCAUGGCAUCUAAUGUUUCUCACCCUAAGCCUUUGCAUACAUCUAAAUUAUCUUCUGAUUCAAUUACGCUCCCAUCUUUACGGCCAACUAAUGUUUUUCAUGGACAAUCUUCCCCAAACCGUUCUCCCUCUCAAUCACCUACCAGAUCUCUAACUCAAUCACCUACUAGAUCUCCAACCCAUUCACCAUGUCACUCUGCUGUUCAUACACCGACUCACUCUCCUUCUAGGCAAACACUCAGACCGAAUUUAUCUCCAAGUGCUGUUGAUCUCAGGCCAUCUGCAUCUUCUUUGAAUCCUGCUGGUAGUUUUUUAGCUACAAGAGCUUCUACAAUUGUUGUUCCUCGACCAAAAUCACCAACUAGAGGAGGGUUUGUACAAAGUGCUAUGUUAAAACGUGAGGGCACAGUUACCAAUAGACCACGAGCAGACUCUGCUAGUGGUAACAUUUUUGAUGGAAUUAUGUUGGCUAAUCCUUCUUCUAAUAAGGUCAAUCUAACUGGUUCUAGAUCACCUUCUCCUACAAGACAUGCGAGAACUCAAUCUGCAACAAAUAUUGAAAGCUAUCAUUCCCUUAAAACUUUAAGUCCUCCUAAUCUUCAGCCUGUAAAUCAAGGUGAAGAUAGUAAAGAAUUUGAAGAGUUUGAAGAUGGUGAAGAUAGUGAAGAAAAUAAAAAGCAUCUUUCUUCUCCUCCAAGAAGCGCAAGAAAUUCUGAUGAAAGGGGCUCUCCCCGUUCUUCUGUUGCUGGAUCUCUUAAAGCCACUGACUCUCGUCGGUGGAGUCCAGUUAAGCAGACUUGGUUGGGUAGUGCCUUGAUGAAGAAUUCACCAUCCUCACCCCCUGAUCCGAGCCCUAAUAUGAGUCGUAUGCCAACAGUCAUCCGUGCACCUUCUCCUACCCGUCACAAUCGCGGAAAUUCAUUGUCCACUAUUUCUACUGGGAAACUUACAUUCCCAGUCCCUCCCCCUUCAAGACCUCCACUUCAUAACGUAGCUCUUUCUGAGCCUUUAUGGAUUGAAAAAGAUGAUGCAGGGGUUGAGUAUGAAGAAAAAAAUCCUGCAAAGCCUGAACCACCUAAGCCCAGAAAAACUUUAGAAGGUGAUUCUUGUGAUAAACUUGACACUCCGCCAUCUCCACCUCCUUCUAGACCUAUGGAUGAAUCCAAUUCUACUAGUUUUUCAAAACCCGCCCCUAAGCCGCCUGGAAAUUUUAGCAGCUCGCUUUCUCGUAACAAUACUAUUCGACCCGCCGUACCAAAAAAGCCAGAUCUCAUUUCGAAAUUGGAAAAGCCUACUCUUCCUUCUGAUGCAUUGGAAAAACUUCGUGCACUCCGAUCUGGUGUUCAAUCCUCUCAAAAUAGUAAAUCACCUUCAAGCGAAAGUGAAUUGGAUCAAGUUAAGGCAUCCCUUCGACGAAGUAACACUCUGCAGUUCAAGCCUAGUCGAUCAAUCCGAAAUGGGCCUCGACCAGUCCCUCCUAAAUCCUUGGUUUCUCGCGGACCAUCUUAUUUUGAAGAGGAGAAUGAAGAUGAUGAAGAUGAAGAAGCACCCCCACUUCCUAUACGCCCAUCACAGCGUUCGUAUGCUCUUCACGAAAAUAACAUUGAAGACGACGAAGAAGUGGAACCACCGAGACUCCCCCCUCGAAAACAUGUUGUUUCUAGGACAACAGGACCAUUGCCUCCCGUUCCUGAUUCUUUGGCUGUCCGAAAUCACAUUGAAACCCCUGAUCCUAUUACUGAAGCACGAAAAUUUCUCUACGGGCCCUCAAAUGAAGAAAAGGAAGCAGAUGAGAGCUUUUAUUCUGGCACGCCCAAUAUUCCCAAUUUUCUAAACAAAAAGACGGCUAAAUCAUUUGCAACUGACUUGUCUGAAGUUCUUAGCCGAGGCAAGCCUGCUUCCCGAUCUCAGCCAUCAUCUCAGCCAGGCCUUACUUCUCUCGAUGAUACUACUAAAUCAUUUUCUCCUCGAUUUGAACGCAUGGCAGGUCUCAAAAAGUCUCACACUUUUGAUUUUGAUGGUCCAAGUAAUGGUAAAGGUGGCGAUGAGAAUGAAAACAAGAAGGUGGAACUUAAACAUAUGACAAAAGGUCGUGCAAGAGGACCUCGUGGUAGAAAGCUCCCCAAGAAUAUUAAGUCAACCCCUGUUUCUGGUGCCUCCACACCACGCGAAGAAUCUGAUCGAUUCCGUAAAGCACACCAACGUCAACGUUCGCGGUCAUUGUCUCCAGACUUUGCCAAGCGGCUUUCUCAUACAACGGCAACCAGCAACACUUUACCACUCGUUCGUAAGCCUAAAAAUUUUGUCAUAGAAAAACAGGAUAAGGCUACUGAAGACGAUGAUGAUUUGUUCGAGAUUCCAACUGCACCACCUUCACGUGCUCUAACUCCAAGCUCCAACGAUGAGUCUGGUGUUUUGCUGAUUUCUAAAACUAGAAAGACUUUACCACCCCCACCUGCUGCAUUGCAACCCGGUCAUUCGCGUCCAGGAUCUCCUAUAAUUCUUUCGCCUGUUGGCUCAUCCAUGCAAAGUGGUGUAACUGUUGCUCGCCAAAAGCCUGUGAUUCGUAAAUCGUCCCAAAGUGUUUCUAAGGGAAUGGCGCAAAAUGCAACCAACGGUAACACCGCACUAGUUGCUCAGCCAGUUGCACUUCCUUUGUCAUCUAAUGAAGUCCUUUUGCCGAAUAGUCCUAUCCAGAAAAUUGCACGUAAGCCAGUGAAACCAGCACCAGCAAAGCCUCGCAAGCCUUCAUCUUCAGUCCAUGUGGAAAGUUGA